AUGGGAAUUUCGGGCCUGGAUCGUGAACUAUGGUCUAUUAAAGGCUGUGUGGUUAAUGUUUCUAUUAAAGAACUAGUGGAAAAAUAUGGAAAAAAUGUAAUUGUUGUGGACGGAUUUAAUUUCUAUGGACUGUAUCUGUAUCCAAAAUUUGAUUGGGUUUGUGGCGCAUUUAGAGAUCUUGUUCAAGAAAUUCGUUUUUUUGUUGAAUCAUUCGAGCGCAUCGGCAUAAAACUCGUUUUCUUCUUUGUGGAGGGCAAUUUGGACGAAGGGAGUGAUAGUUGUGGAAGUCCAUCCUGGAAAGAUCGGCGUUCUGAGCACAUUAAAUAUUCGCAGAUGGUCUUUACAAAAAUACCGAAAUGGAACUACCAUCAACACGAUGUGAAGAAAAAUCGUGCAUAUUACCAUACGCCUUUAAACGCAUUACCUGUGGUAUUGUUUGCCCUUCGACAUUUAUUCAAAUGCGAAGUACAUUUUGUUUAUGCUGGCGAUCGCAAUGAUGCAGUUGCAUACUACUCUGGAAACAACAAUUGUCUAGCGGUACUUGGCCAAGACAACUAUUACAUUUUCUACCGUAUGGUUCCUCGAUAUUUAUCUAUUAAACAGUUAAAUUUGAUAAAAAUGACAACGGUUCAAUAUUGUCCAGCGGUUUUCGCACGACACCGGGAUUUGGUGGGUCAUUUGUAUCCAAUAUUCUUAAAAGAUGGAUCUCCAAAUUAUGAUCAAACUGACAUAUUAUUUAAAAUAGAAGCAAAAUUGGAUGAAAGUGAGAGUGUAGAUGUGGCCAGAAAAAAAAUUCAUGACUACUUACAUGGAAAAGAAUUGAAAGAAGUGUUGGACGUGGGGGAUCUAAACAUUGAAAAUGCAAGAAGUCAUCUACAUCAAUUUAUACUUAAUGUGCUUAGAUAUAAAUUGGGCUUCGAUUAUCCUGUUGUAUGUGGCCCUCUAAAAAAAUGGGAUCUUAUUAAAUUGCGAUCUCAGGAACUUUAUGCUUCUGGUGAGAUAAGCAGGUGUAUAGAACGUAUUUUAAUGGAAAAAAAAUAUUUCAAUGAUUGCAUUCUUGAAGACUUUACCGAACUACCACCAAGCAGUGAAGUGUACCAGUGUUUGAGGAAUGAACUAUAUAAUGUCCUUCUCUCUGAAGAGCCUAAUCCGGAAGAUGAGUCUGAUGAUAGUAAUUCAGAUGACCCUGAGACACCUGAUGGUUUGAAGAUUAUUAAAUGGAACAAGCGUAUUCCAUCUGAUGGUGUGUUAGGUCAGCCAGGACCUGCUGGUGUAUGGGAAAGAAAAUUAUUCUGUGUCACUGGACAUAGUGAGCUUCAUAAGUUUAAACUUAUUCAGGAUUGGUAUAUGAACCAAAUGGCUUGUCCAAGCUGUGAAUUGGUUAAUGUGAAGAUUACAUUGCACACAAACUUGUUGCAGCUGUGGUGCAAGAAUAACAUAACAUCAAAUAUUACUGAAAAAAAGUGGCAGUUGUUUCAGAGUUGCAUUUCUGAUAAUUUACAGUGGCAGACUCUUAGUCUUCUUCCACCCACAUUAGUUGUGCCUACUGUUGUCUUGUACUAUUUAUUUAAUGUAGUACCUCUAAGGUUUAAAACAAAACCUUGGAAUUUCUUAAAAAUGUGGGAAGUGGAAGUGUUUAUAGCACAGGCAGUGAUGUUAUCAAAGAUUGAUGCAGAUUCAUUAUCCAGAAUCAACAUUGAGAAAUUAAAUCGGAGAGUGGUUAACUUAAUUGCAUUCUUUGUAUAUGGCUGCCAUCAUGUGCGUUUAUUAAUUGAAGCUUGUGGACACCCCAUUUCAGAGCAUGAUCUUUGUGUCUUUCACUAUUUUGAUGGUAAACUGUUUCACUCUUUCUAUGAUCGGGCUGAAUGGAGGCGCAAUGCCAGAAAUUUGUGUGAUCAAGAAACAUCUCCCUUAUUUGAGAAGAUGAAGCAGAUAAUUAUUCCAGGACCUCUAGGAAGACAUUGA
Messenger RNA from Gryllus bimaculatus (two-spotted cricket), 1965 nucleotides. NCBI's taxonomy places the organism in Eukaryota, Metazoa, Arthropoda, Insecta, Orthoptera, Gryllidae. The record is from the annotation of a GenBank genome assembly.